AUGCAUCCUCACUUGCAUCGCGAAGAUCAGACUGGCUGUGAAGCGGUCAUGAUCGCCCUCGAAGAGUGCCACGCGAAAGGCUUCAUGUGGAAGGCUAUAGGGAUGUGCAGUGACAAGAAGCAGGAGAUGAAUAUGUGCUUGCGGAGAGCUAGGCUCGAGCGGACUGCGGCCAACAGGGAAGAGGCCAAGAAGAAGAGAGAGCACAUGAAGAAGGUCUGGGCAGAGAUCGAUGAGAACUCAUGA
This is a messenger RNA of Fulvia fulva, 243 nucleotides long. RefSeq lists its product as uncharacterized. Lineage: Eukaryota; Fungi; Ascomycota; Dothideomycetes; Mycosphaerellales; Mycosphaerellaceae. Bases 1 to 243 code for a protein of 80 amino acids. The transcript is spliced from 2 exons. The record is from RefSeq and is a predicted model, not a curated record.